Messenger RNA from Musa acuminata subsp. malaccensis (wild Malaysian banana), 1491 nucleotides. Its product is annotated as probable protein phosphatase 2C 60. Gene Ontology annotation, molecular function: protein serine/threonine phosphatase activity; cation binding. Gene Ontology annotation, biological process: protein dephosphorylation. Lineage: Eukaryota; Viridiplantae; Streptophyta; Magnoliopsida; Zingiberales; Musaceae. The record is from RefSeq and is a predicted model, not a curated record.
UCGUCCUUUUCUUUGGCACCGAUGAUAAAUCCUCCGGUGGCUUUCCAGCUCUUUCAGGCGUGCUCCUCCUGUCGACCCUUUUCCUCGCGGAACCCAUCUCCGUUCCCAGAUCGACGCGGCUGCCGCCGUUCCCGAUCGCCUUCCGCUCCGAUCGACGCUCCUCCCAGGAAAUUGCAUUAAGAGUGGCCACCUUAAUUUCAGAAUGGGAAUCUACCUUAGCAGCCCAAAAACCGAGAAGUUUUCUGAAGAUGGUGGGAAUCCCAGGCUUAGGUUUGGAUUGUCAUCUAUGCAAGGUUGGCGUGCAAGUAUGGAAGAUGCGCAUGCUGCUCUGCCAGAUCUCGACAAUUGUACAUCAUUCUUUGGUGUUUAUGAUGGCCAUGGAGGAAAAGUAGUUUCCAAAUUCUGUGCAAAAUACCUACACUCUCAGGUCCUCAAGCAUGAGCUUCAUUUGGGUGGUGAUUUAGCUGCUUCAGUACGAAAAGCAUUUUUUAGAAUGGAUGAGAUGAUGCGAGGACAGAGAGGGUGGAGGGAGUUAGCUAUAUUGGGGGACAAGAUGGACAAAUUCACUGGCUUAAUUGAAGGCUUGAUAUGGUCCCCAAGAGGUGGUUAUUCUAAUGAACAUGCAGAUGAAUGGGCCUAUGAGGAGGGACCACAUUCUGAUUUCUCUGGACCAACAUCUGGAAGCACAGCUUGUGUGGCAGUUAUUAGAAACAACCAACUCAUUGUUGCAAAUGCUGGCGAUUCUCGUUGUGUUCUGUCUAGGAAGGGUCAGGCGAUCAGUUUGUCAACAGAUCAUAAACCAGAUCUUGAUGAGGAGAGGGAAAGGAUUCUAAAAGCAGGAGGCUUUAUCCACGCAGGGCGAGUAAAUGGAAGCUUGAACCUGGCUAGAGCAAUUGGUGAUAUGGAAUUCAAGCAAAACAAGUUCUUGCCUGCUGAAAAGCAAAUUCUGACAUGUAAUCCAGACAUAAAAAUUGUGGAGCUGUGUGAUGAUGAUGACUUCCUCAUUCUAGCAUGUGACGGAGUCUGGGAUUGCAUGUCAAACCAGCAACUGGUGGAUUUCAUCAAUGAACAGACAGAAACUGAGAGCCGCCUGUCAACAGUAUGCGAAAGAGUACUGGAUCGGUGUUUGGCACCGAACACUAUCAGUGGAGAGGGAUGCGACAACAUGACGAUGAUACUGGUGCAGUUCAAGAAGCCUCAAAUCCAGUGAUACUGAUCCAUAGCACGUAAUCAUGCUACGGUGAGCCAGGGGUGUCUCGGUGGUCUUCUAUCCUGUGUAGAUCUGAAAGUGCAGUGUACAUAACCAAUAUGACCCCUUCAAAGUUAUAAUAGCUUAGAGGCCUGGAUUCGUCAUCAUAUGAUGGAAUUCCUUGGAACAACAUGGUAUCAUCAUUGUCUCCUACUUCCUCUGCAGUACGUCUAUGUUUGAGUUGCAACGAGUUCGCUUCCAAUUGAACGUGUAAAUCAGUAUCCAAGGUUUGAUUUAUCUUA